CGGCGCGGGCACGACCACGGCGCGGGCACCGGCUCCGGGAGCGGCAUCAUGAGCGGACCACAGACCAAUGACAAAAGACAAUUUCUGCUGGAGCGAUUGCUGGAUGCUGUGAAACAGUGUCAGAUUCGCUUUGGAGGAAGAAAGGAAAUCGCCUCUGAUUCUGACAGCAGGGUGACCUGUCUAUGUGCCCAGUUUGAAGCUGUCCUGCAGCAUGGCUUGAAGAGGAGUCGAGGGCUAGCACUCACAGCGGCCGCCAUCAAACAGGCAGCGGGCUUUGCCAGCAAGACUGAGACAGAGCCUGUGUUCUGGUUCUACGUGAAGGAGGUCCUCAACAAGCACGAGUUGCAGCGCUUCUCCUCCCUGCGCCACAUUGCCUCGGAUGUGGGCCGGGGCCGUGCCUGGCUGCGCUGUGCCCUCAAUGAGCACUCACUGGAGCGCUACCUGCACAUGCUCCUGGCUGACCGUGGCAGGCUCAGCACUUUUUAUGAAGACUGGUCUUUCGUGAUGGAUGAAGAGAGGUCUAGCAUGCUUCCUACCAUGGCAGCUGGUCUCAACUCCAUACUCUUUGCCAUUAACAUCGACAACAAGGAUUUAAACGGGCAGAGUAAGUUCGCUCCCACCGUGUCGGACCUCCUGAAAGAAUCCACGCAGAAUGUGACGUCCUUGCUGAAGGAGUCCACGCAGGGAGUGAGCAGCCUCCUCAGGGAGAUCACGGCCUCCUCUGCUGUCUCCAUCCUCAUCAGACCGGAGCAGGAAAGUGACCCCCUGCCCGUCGUGUCCAGGAGUGUCAGUGGCGAUGCCAGAUGUAAAAAGGAGCGGAAGAAGAAAAAGAAGGUGACCAACAUUAUCUCAUUUGAUGAUGAGGAAGAUGAGCAGAACUCUGGGGAUGUUUUCAAAAAGAUACCCGGGGCAGGGGAGAGCUCGGAGGAGAACUCUGACCGCUCCUCAGUCAAUAUCAUGUCGGCCUUUGAAAGCCCCUUUGGGCCAAAUUCCAAUGGAAGCCAGAGCAGUAACUCAUGGAAAAUUGAUUCUAUGUCUUUGAAUGGGGAGUUUGGGUACCAGAAGCUCGAUGUGAAAAGCAUUGAUGAUGAAGAUGUGGAUGAAAAUGAGGAUGACGGAUAUGGGAACUCGGCAGGAAGGAAGCACAUGGGCUGCUCGGAGUCCCCAGACAAGCCACUGGACGGGAACAGCUGCCUCUCCCAGGUGCACAGCUGGGCUCCGCUGCAGGUGCUGCACGGCGAUGCGGACGUCCUGUUCCCCGUCAGCAUCAGCCAAGUGGGCUCAUAUGGCACAGCAGAUGCCCCAGUGGGAAGCCUGGAGAACGGGACAGGACCAGAGGCUCAUGCUGUGCCAGAGAGUGGACUGCGGUACGGCGUGGAAGCCAGGUCUCCAGGACAGGGAAGUCCUCUGGGCAGCCUGCUCCCCUCUGCUUCGGUGCCGGAGUCCAUGACAGUCAGUGAACUGCGCCAAGCCAUCGUGGCCAUGAUGAAUAGGAAGGAUGAGCUGGAAGAAGAGAACAGGUCACUGCGGAACCUGCUUGACGGCGAGAUGGAGCACUCGGCUGCCCUUCGGCAAGAGGUGGACACACUGAAAAGGAAGGUGGCUGAGCAGGAGGAGCGGCAUACUGUAAAGGUCCAGGCGCUGGCAAGAGAAAAUGAAGUGCUCAAAGUCCAGCUGAAGAAAUAUGUUGGAGCUGUCCAGAUGCUGAAAAGAGAAGGCCAAACAGCUGAAGUUGUGCCAAAUCUUUGGAAUGUUGAUGGAGAAGUUCCUGUCCCAGAACAAAAGCCGGGUGAAGUGGCCGAAGAGCUAGCUAGUUCCUAUGAAAGAAAGCUCAUCGAGGUGGCAGAGAUGCAUGGAGAGCUGAUCGAGUUCAACGAGCGCCUGCACAGGGCCCUGGUGGCCAAGGAAGCCCUGGUGUCACAGAUGAGACAAGAGCUCAUCGACCUCCGGGGACCGGUACCUGGAGAUCUGAGCCAAACAUCCGAAGACCAGAGUUUGUCAGAUUUUGAAAUAUCCAACCGGGCACUGAUCAAUGUCUGGAUCCCAUCUGUGUUUCUCCGUGGCAAAGCAGCGAAUGCAUUCCACGUGUAUCAGGUGUACAUCCGGAUAAAGGACGAUGAGUGGAAUGUCUACCGGCGGUACACGGAGUUCCGGAGCUUGCACCACAGGCUGCAGAGCACAUUCCCCCAGGUGCGGGCCUACACCUUCCCACCCAAGAAGGCCAUCGGGAAUAAGGACGCCAAGUUCGUGGAGGAGCGGCGGAAGCAGCUGCAGAGUUACCUGCGCAGCGUCAUGAACAAGGUCAUCCAGAUGGUGCCCGAGUUCGCCGCCAGCCCCAAGAAAGAGACGCUUGUGCAGCUGAUGCCCUUCUUCGUGGACGUCGCCCCUCCAGGAGAGCCACUGAGCAAGAGCAGCCGCCCCAAAGCGGCCUCCCGCUUCUCCAGGCUGUCCCGGGGGGGCCCCCGGGAGCUGCGCAACGUGGAGCCCCAGAGCGGCGACCUCUGACCUCAAGGCAUCCCAGACCUGGCCACAGGGUCGCGCGUGGCUGUGGCCACUGGCCCCGUGCCGUGGCACCGCAAGCACAGCUCCCCCGCCACCACAGGCCACGAAUAAACCAUCCCUCCGCCGCCAGGCCCUGUCCUUGCCACGCGGGCACAAGGGCCUGGAUCUCCAGCGCAGUUGGCAGUGGGGUGGGUGCCCCGCAGGGCUUGGAGUCCGUGGGCAAGAUUCACAACCCCAUGAUUUCCUAGCGCACAAGCAUUCUCGUGGGCAUCAGCGUGACCACGGGCCUGUAGACGUGUUUUCACACGUGGCCGGCGGGUCCUCUCCACAGUCCUCCCCGCCGGGUGCCCUGGCCAUCAGUGCGGCCAGCUGGUCCCGGAGAGCCCUGCCUCCGCGCGGCUGGCUGGGGAUGCCCUGGGGUCGUGGCCAUGGCCUCCACUCGGGAGAGAAGUGGCCGUGGGGGCCACCGUGGCUGCAGGUAUCUGCGUGGCUGGCCGUGGGAACUGCCGUGGAAGGCUCCAGGCACCUCCCCCCAGCUCCACGUGGGAGAUCAUGAUGGUCCCUAAAGACUUGCUCGGGCACUGUCCACCCUGAGCCCUGUGUCCCCUGAGACUUUCUCCUUGCUCCCUCCCACCACCCAGAGACGCAGCGUGGGCCACUGCAUGACAGCACGCUGCUCCCGCGUAUGGCCUCCCGCGUCAUGGCCGGAGCCGUCACGGGUGCUGCCAGAAUCAUGGAUUCCCCAGUCCUGCCCAUCAGAAGCUCAGCAGUGGGGAGGAACUUGCUAAGAGGACUGUGAAAGAAUUGGGGUGCAGCUGCUUUGGGGACAGGGAACAAGCCAGAAGACUAGAGACUUGUUUGGGAACAGAGAACCCCCUCAAUCCUGAAAGAACAUGCCCCUCCCGUCAGCCACAGCGACUGCCCCCCGCCACGCGAGCCCUGGGGGCCCCGAGCUGGUGGCUCCGCACGCCUGCCUGGUGACUGACGCGGGGUGCCGGGCGCUGCAGUGGACUGCAGCCGGCUGGACAUGGGGGGCGUGGGGCCCCUGACCGGGCCCGUGGACCUGUGCCGGCCUCUCCGCCUGCCAUGGCGUCCCAGCCCUGGCCAUGUGGCAGCUGCCGGUCUCCUGGAUCCACCUGGACAACGUGUGCACCUGGGGGCUGGUCAUGGCGGCUCAGGCUCUUCCACCUCUGCAGCCCUCCCCGCGCCCAUCAUCCCCGCCACCCAGAGACACAGCUGCCCCUCACCCCAGCCCGGACCUCCUGCCGCCGCCGCCUCCAGCCCUCAGCCCCGCGGACGGAGCAGGCGCCGCCUCAGCAAGGCCUCACCCCAGGCCGCCCCAUGAGGGCAGCUCGGGCGGGCUCCGCGCCACGUCUGCACGGCUCUAGCACUGUGUAUCUAAUCUUCCAGUUCUGUGCCAAAAAGUCCACAUCCCUGCUUCCUCACCACGCCCGCCACAGUGCCCCAAGCCAUAGGAAGGGGCCGGGCAGCGGGCUCCAGCCCUGGGAGACUCACCCUGCUUCAUGCUGGCCCUGCGCCCCGGCCGGGCAGCGCUCUGCCCCUUCAUCCCACCCAACCCCAAUGGCUUCCAGGCACCCAGAGGCUCUGUGAAAAGUAAAAAGCAAACUGGGAAAGACCUGAGUGGCACCACUGGUAGAAGGUUCUGGGACCACCAGGUUCUGAGGCUGGGUCUGAUCCAUGGGUCCUAUGUCUCCCUGUCCUGCUCCCCCACACCACCCCCACACCCCACCCACUGGGGCCACCUCGUCCCCUCAUAGUUGCCACCAGAGUUGCUAAGCCCUAGAGCGUGGGGUCCCCAGGAGAAAGGGGGCUCCCUGGCUUUUGUCUUCUCUAAGCCACCACAGCGGGGAGCAGGCGGGCGUCACAGAGGCCACCGCCACCAGUCUGCCACCACGGGGCGCCUGGCACCCGACCGCCCUCCGUUAAGGUUUACACACUAGAAUUUUUAAACAAAUGUUUAAUUUUCUAAAAUCUCUUGUAUUAAAACUUUCUUUUGAAUAAGCUGUGGUAAUUUUGUUACAGUCUGGCAGAGCCUAACCUCUUUCCAGCGAGGACAUAAAACGCAGACAUUUUAUAGA
Molecule: messenger RNA, 4601 nt
Organism: Perognathus longimembris pacificus (Pacific pocket mouse)
Lineage: Eukaryota; Metazoa; Chordata; Mammalia; Rodentia; Heteromyidae
Gene: Snx29
Product: sorting nexin 29
Exons: 21
Coding region: 49-2505 (818 amino acids)
Molecular function (GO): phosphatidylinositol binding
Source: RefSeq, a predicted model, not a curated record